Messenger RNA from Triplophysa rosa, 4531 nucleotides. RefSeq names its product transmembrane protein 200C. Lineage: Eukaryota; Metazoa; Chordata; Actinopteri; Cypriniformes; Nemacheilidae. The record is from RefSeq and is a predicted model, not a curated record. The transcript has 4 exons. Bases 610 to 1932 code for a protein of 440 amino acids.
AGAGAAACUAGUUUCAGCUCAACAGGAGAAAGAGCGGGAUCAGAUUCUCCAUCACAGAUCAGACACAUGAAUCAGACCGAUGGACACGAGCUUCAUCUCAUCCGGUGUUGCUGUAAGCAAAUGAAGAGAGUUAAAGCACAUUUGGCAUAAUACAUGAAAGGUGUUCCUGUAACUCAGAUCAUUGCAUUAAAGCAGCACAGAGAUGUGUUUUUCUGCAGUUAUGGAGAAGGGGUUGAAAGCGUCUGUGAAGUUCCACGGCCUCAUUGACGAUCUCUGAAGGGGGUUUGUCUGACUCGCAGCUUUCAAAGCACCAACCAUCCGUCUGUCUGUCUGUCAUUCACACACUGUGACAUUUCCACCGACCGACUGUCACCACGGUUGAGCUGAGGAUAUUUCAUCACAUGAAUUAUUCAUAAAAACAUCAGCGUGUGUGAUGCAUCGAUCUGAUGGAUUCUAGAUGCACUGGAAGAGGUGAAUGAUGGAGAAAUCACAGCUGUGAAACAUCUGCUUGUGUAAUCCAUUAUCUGCUUCAACUCGAGAAUGAGAUUUGUGAGCAUGAACAAAGACAAUUGACAGGAUGAUUGACAGGCACAUCAUCCAAUAGGCACGAUGAUAGCAACAGGUGGCCUCCUGAGGAUUUCACGGCGCCAGGACUCUCUCCGCACCAAGAACCGAGCGGAAAACAAAAAGAAGAGGAAAGCGCAGAAGAAGCGUAAAACGGACAUGGUUGUUGUGAAGGGAAAAGUGAAACUGUGCUCUCUCUCCGGCCUGGUGGCUGCGCUGGGAAUUCUCAUCUUACUGGUGGGCGUCGCCAUGGCUGUACUGGGAUACUGGCCCAAAGAAAACCCCAAAUACCCGGAGAGUUUCUUCAGGAAGAUAGAGACCGUGCGCGUGUCAAACGUCACGAGCAACAGAAAGUUCUUUGCGUUGAGCGAAGUCAACGACACGGACAGCAGAAACUCUUCAUCCCCGAGCGCGCGGUCCCUGGGAUUCUUCGCAAGUCUCUUUGCCAGUUAUUUGUACUCGGAUAACCUGAAAGUGUUCGGACCUCUGGUGAUGGGCGUCGGAAUCUUCCUCUUCAUCUGCGCCAACGCCGUUCUGCACGAGGAUCGAGACAAGAAGACGAAAAUCAUCAAUCUGAGAGACAUUUACUCCACCGUCAUAGACAUCCACAGCCUGCGUGCCAAAGACCUGGCACCCUUCAACGGUCUAAUCAGUUACGUGCAGUCCAGGAGCGCCGAGGUCAAAUCAUCCGGCGCGGGCGUGACGCGAGGCUCCUGGCCCUCCACUGGACAUUCCAGACGCCCGUCACGCGCCAGAGAGUACAGCUUGAGCGCAAAGAGGCCGUCAUUUACAGAUACGAUAUACAGCAUCUACAGAGAGCAGAGCGGCGGCCGGGAGCCGUGCGGCGCACCGAGACGCUGGGAGACGCGCUCCAUAGUCACAUCCUCCGUCAACGCGUUCACUUUACCCGUCAUUAAACUCAACAACUGCGACAUGCAAGAGAGAGAUGAGAAGGAAGCGCACGAGGCACGUUGCAAGAGCUGCGGCCCGUUUAUCGGCGACGCCGUGGAAACUGCAGCGGAAGUGUCAAGGACAGGACUCUCCGCAUCCCAGGAAUCUCAGCUGGAUGACAGACCGAUUGUGAACUCCCAGCUGCUGCCUCCCACACCCGUGAUGCGGGUGACCGGGUCACAUCUGUCCCUCAAUGCCCUGUCGGAUGUGGGCACCAGCUGGUGUCAGGACGAGAGAUCACGGAGGUUCAGCUGUCCGAGGCUGGAUCGCUCGGGCAGUAAGGGCUACAUUAAGCUGGCGGAUUUGGGUGGAGAUUCAUUUGACGGAACGCCUGGCGUGGGUGUAGGUGGAUGCGAGGAUGAAUUGACGCGUGCAUGCGCUGACACACAGCCGCAUCAUCACCAGACUCAUGAAUGACCACAGAUCUGAGAACAAACUGCUGUUCAGAUGCAGGAAAGUGCCAUAGUUUGGAUCAUCGUGUAGCUGAAACGCAUUUCAAGUCAUUAUUCUGCUGCCAACACAGUAAAGCACUCGUGUACAUUUACAAAAAAAUGUAAAUGAUUUAUUCAUCCUCACGUCAUUCCAAACAUGUUUGACCUUCUUUCUACACUCUUAAAAAAGGUGCUUCAAAAGGAUUCUUUGAUGCCAUGGAAUAAUUGGUUCCAUAAAGAACCUUUAACAUCUGAAGAACAUUUCUGAUUCACAAAAGGUUCUUCGUGGCGAAAAAAGGUUCUUCAGAUUGGAAAAACAUAAGAAAGAGAUGCUUCUUUAAAGAACCUUUGGCUGAAUGGUUCUCUGUGGAACCAAAGAUGGUUCUUCUAUGGCAUCGCUGUGAAGAACCUCUUAAACCUGUUAACCGUCACUGCCCUUUUUGAUGCACUAUCCAAACUAAAAUGGUUAUACAGACCUAAGGUUGGUCUUGUUUGAAAGAAGACAUUUUGCAGAUUAUUGCUGAAGUGGAAUCACUUAAAUAAAAAUUAAACAUUUUAUUUUUUUUUCAGUAAAAAAAAUAUAUAUAUAUAUAUACUGUAUAUUUAUAAAUAUAUAUUUAUGUAAAUAAAUAUUUGUUUCAGCCAAAAAAUGCUCAAACUUCAAAGCCACAUGUGUAACCAAGUUGUGUUCUGAAUUUGAGCUUGAAAUAAAAAAAUGAGAUCUGUGUAACACUUUUAGCUGCUGUACCGCAAAUGUCCACUUGGGGGACAUGAACGCAUCAAUGGUCAUUCCUAAACACCACAACACAUACUGAGAAAUGCAACAUAUAAAUGGGAAAAAACUAAAAUAAUAUCAGAAAACUGAAACAUAUUAGAAAUAUAAAACUAUUUAAAACUUUAUAUUGUCAAACAUUGCUCAGAUUCUUAUUCUAGAGGCUUAGACCUUUCCAAAGAUAAACAGUAUAGUUGUCAUGAAAUAAACCUCAGUGUUCCACUGGUGGAACAGUGACAUUUGGCAGUAUAUAAUAAUUCUUAUGCGCACUCCUGUCUUAAAUGAAUCAAUUACUGCAGCUACAUGAUCUGUUUUGUCAAACACUGGUCAGAUGUGAAUUCUAAAGGCUCAGACCUUUCCAAAGAUAUAUAGUUUGUCAUGGUUAGGAGGGUGAGGUUUUAAAGUGAACUCUAGCGUGACAGUUGACAGGUUUUUAAGCACCUUUCUUUUGAAGAGUGUAAUGUAACACACAAGAGAAGUUUAGACAAAAGGACUGUUGUACUUGUUCAGAUGCACAUUUUGUUUAGUUGAUGAAAGUACACUGUAUACUCACACUAGUUUAGUGACUAGUUCAUUUAGUUGGCUACACAAUCAAAAGAGUAAACACUAUACAGGCCAAGUAUACUUUGUUAUAGUUUUAGUGUCUCUAUCAAAAUAUGAAAUACAAGUAUAGAUCAAACAUAUGUAGACUUCAGCACAAGUCAUGGAUACUUAAGAUAGACUAAGAAGUGUAUUUCAGAGAAAUACUAAUAGCACACUUGAAAAAUCUUUUUUGUAAGGGUGUAGACAAAAGCAGUGGAUGUUUAUUUAUAAAUAUUUCAGUCGCUCUUCACCUUUCUGUAUUCUCACAUCUCAUGUUGUCUUCAUUGAUCCGAAGAGAUGCAUUAACUGUUAUCUGUUCAUGAAGAUGAAUCAGAUUCUUCUUUAAAAAUGUUUUAGAAAGUAUGCAACAACAUCGUGUCAUAUGUGGAUGUGACUGUUUUAAACAUUACCGGUGAAAAGCCAUAUACUGCUGUGAUACAGUCAUAAAAAACAUCGUCUGUCAGAAUUAUUCCGUCCAUUAAUGGGUUUAUAAAGUCCUUCUGUCAUAAAUGAAGCGGAUAUAGUUCACUCAUAUAUAACACGUGAUGUAUUUGUGUUUGUUAGAGCACAUGAACUGAAUGAUUAUUAACGUGAUGUUGUAUUAGACACUGUCAGAGUAACAUGACGUCACGUGUACACACUGCUGUUUAGUUCAUUAUAAAGCCAUGGUUAUGCAGGUUUGUAUGUGUUUUAUAUCAAAUCAACUCUAUCUUUCGUUUUAAAAAUAGAUGUCAAUGUUUUUAUGUUUACUGUAUUUAUACUGUUGUACGUCAGAAACAUUAUGCUUAAGAUAAAUAUCACAUCAAUGUUUCAGUAGAAAGUCUGAAUCUAGACAAUGUUAAAACAACAAGGAUUGUUUGAUAUGUUUUAUAAACUGGCUACUAUUGACAGAAUCAUAAAUACUAGAUCCUGACAUUAGAACUAAACAUCUCUUUGCGCUAAAAAAAAUGUUCCCAACCAUGUAGUUGUUUUUUGUAAUGUACGAUUAUGCAAUGUUGCACAUGUAUUUGUAGUAAUUUCACUCAUUUUAGUGAGCAGGUAUUGUUAACACAAAGAGCAAUAACAGAUUUACAGUAGCGUGAGGACUCAGGUCUUGUGUUCAUUCACAUUGAUGUUUAAAGGGUUGUGUAUUUAGACACGUGUUGAGAAGAUAUUGUGUGCAUUAUUCUGGAUACACAAAGUUUAGAUAUAGCUAACUACAUGAAAAUAACAGGAUUUGAAUAAAAAAUGU